UUCAACAGUUGACAGUACACACAUGACAAAAUAAGGCCCAAAGUAGUUCAAACUCCAAAUUAAACUUAUUGUUUUGAAAAUCCAUGGAGAAUAAAUAAUUUUUAUUCAAUUUAAUUACCUAUUUUCGAUCAAACUGAUAUCAAGUUAUAUUUUAAGUAGUGGAAAUGUCUUGUUUGCUGUUAAACAAUAACAGGUCAUUCCUAGUGUGUUCUAGUUGGAAAACGCCCAAGUAACAACAAAAAUGGAUGAAAACAUUGAUAGUAAUGUUGCUGUUUUGGCAAUACUGGAUAAUCAAUCAACAGCUUACAAACCCACAAUGGGUAUGGCAACAUACAACCAUGUCCAUACUGUGAAUCAAGAAGAAAUAGAUGUUAAUGAAAGUAAUAAACAAAAUAUAAUUUGGACGAAAAAUGCUACUUUGAUGCUCCUAAGCCUUUAUGAAACUAAAAUACAUAUGUUGGAUAAUCCUAAAAAGAAAUCUAAAAUGUGGCUGUCAAUAGCCGAGGAGUUAAAAUCCUUAAAUAUAGAGGUAACUCCAGAUCAAGUAAGAUGGAAAAUAAAUGCACUCACAAAAAAAUAUAAAGAUUGUAUAGAUAAUGGCCAGGGAGCAAUGUCCUUUAAAUAUUUCAAUGAAAUGCAUCAGAUUCUAGGAAGGUAUAAUGACAAUGGUGGAAACUAUAGACUGGCUUCAGGAGUGAUCCAAAACCAAGAAGACUUAGAUAGAGAUAAAAGCAAAAGAAACAUACCAUAUAAAACAUCAACACCAUUCAGAAAAUUAAGAGCAGAAAGGAGAGCAAAAGUUGAAUUAGAUAAACAAUGGAUAGAUUAUAUAAGAAGACAAGAAGAGCAAAAACAAAUAAGAGAUGAGAGAUAUGAGAGAAGUCUAAGGCUAAAGGAAGAGGAAUUACAAUUAAGAAAAAAAGAAUUAGAAAUUAAGCAAUCGUUAGCACUUAAAAAGUUGCAAUUGAAAGAAAAGAAACAAGAAGAAAUGUUGAAAAUAGAGAGAGAAAAAUGUGUAUUAUUAAGAAAAUUAAUUGCAGAUCAAGAACUGAUAAGGCAAUGAAUCUUAAAUUAUGGUAAAUUUGCUGAACAAAUAGAUCUCUUUAUAGGCUGGACCACACAAUAUAUUAAUUUUUAAUUA
Molecule: messenger RNA, 1141 nt
Organism: Manduca sexta (tobacco hornworm)
Lineage: Eukaryota; Metazoa; Arthropoda; Insecta; Lepidoptera; Sphingidae
Exons: 4
Coding region: 242-1063 (273 amino acids)
Source: RefSeq, a predicted model, not a curated record